AGAGAGAAAAAAAGGACGUAAUUUGGUUUCUUCCUUGAUGGGUUUUUGAGUAAUUCGCCAGUCUCUCUCCUCCUCCUCUCUCUUUAUUCAUUUCUUUAUCUUUCUCUUUCUUAAUCUCAGAAGGGUUUUCAGAGAACUUUCUCUCUCCGUGCGAGUGAAUCGGGUCAGCGGGGGGGAACUCUGAUGGAAACUAAAGGACGACUCAUUGCUGGUUCACAUAACCGGAAUGAGUUCGUUCUUAUCAAUGCUGAUGAGAUUGGAAAAGUAACUUCCGUUAAGGAACUGAGUGGACAGAUUUGUAUGAUAUGUGGAGAUGAGAUAGAAGUGACAGCAGAUGGGGAGCCUUUCGUUGCUUGUAACGAAUGUGCAUUACCAAUUUGUAGACCUUGCUAUGAAUACGAAAGAAGAGAAGGAAAUCAAUCUUGCCCACAAUGUAAAACCAGAUUCAAGCGCAUCAAGGGGAGUCCAAGAGUGGAAGGUGAUGAGGAAGAAGAUGAAUUUGAUGAUCUAGAAAAUGAAUUUGAAGAUUCUAGACAUGUUUCCGAGGCAGUUUUUUCUGCUCGGCUUCAUACGGGUCGUGGUCCAAACAGUUAUGCUACUGAGGCUGAUGCAGCCUCUCUCAAUCCAGGGAUCCCUCUUCUAACCUAUGGCGAAGAGGAUGCUGGGAUUUCACCUGAUAAACAUGCUCUUAUUAUCCCACCUUUUCGUGGAAGGCGAGUUCAUCCUGUUUCAUUUCCCGAUUCAUCGAUGUCUUCUCUUCCCCCUCGGCCAAUGGAUCCUAAGAAGGAUUUGGCGGUUUAUGGAUAUGGAAGUGUUGCUUGGAAGGAUAGAAUGGAAGAAUGGAGGAAGAGGCAAAAUGAGAAACUUCAGAUGGUUAAACAUGAAGGAAAUGGUGACGAUGAGCUUGAUGAUCCCGAUUUGCCUAUGAUGGAUGAAGGAAGGCAACCACUCUCGAGGAAAUUACCUGUUCCUUCGAGCAAGAUCAGCCCAUACAGAAUGGUCAUUUUAAUGCGGCUGGUUAUUGUUGGGUUGUUUUUCCAUUACCGUAUUCUCCAUCCAGUCAACAAUGCAUACGGGUUGUGGCUGACUUCAAUUAUUUGUGAAAUAUGGUUUGCUGUUUCUUGGAUAUUCGAUCAGUUUCCAAAAUGGGUUCCUAUUAUGCGAGAAACGUACCUAGAUCGACUCUCACUCAGGUAUGAAAAGGAAGGGAAACCGUCUCAAUUAGCUCCAAUUGACGUGUAUGUGAGUACUGUUGAUCCAAUGAAAGAGCCGCCUCUUAUCACAGCGAAUACGGUUCUUUCCAUCUUGGCAGUUGAUUAUCCGGUUGAUAAAGUAGCUUGCUAUGUAUCAGAUGAUGGUGCAGCCAUGCUUACUUUUGAAGCUCUUUCGGAAACAGCUGAAUUUGCAAGGAGGUGGGUUCCUUUUUGCAAGAAGUUUAAUAUUGAACCUCGAGCUCCUGAGUGGUAUUUUGCUCUGAAAGUUGACUACCUUAAAGAUAAAGUUCAUCCGGAAUUUGUUGGGGAGCGACGAUCAAUGAAGAGAGAAUACGAGGAGUUUAAAGUGAAAAUCAAUGGCUUGGUUGCAACCUCUCAGAAGGUUCCGGAAGAUGGUUGGACGAUGCAGGAUGGAACUCCGUGGCCAGGGAACAAUGUUCGGGAUCACCCUGGAAUGAUUCAGGUUUUUCUGGGUCAAAACGGUGUUCGUGAUGAUGAUGGCAAUGAAUUACCCAAACUCAUUUACGUUUCUCGUGAAAAGAGGCCUGGAUUCGACCACCACAAAAAAGCCGGGGCCAUGAAUGCACUUAUGCGAGUCUCUGCAGUCAUUUCAAAUGCUCCUUACAUGCUGAAUGUUGAUUGUGAUCACUAUAUAAACAACAGCAAAGCCUUAAGGGAAGCUAUGUGUUUCAUGAUGGACCCGACUUCGGGAAAGAAAAUCUGCUACGUUCAGUUCCCUCAAAGAUUCGAUGGGAUUGAUCGUCACGAUCGAUACUCAAAUCGAAAUGUUGUCUUCUUUGAUAUUAACAUGAAAGGUUUAGAUGGGAUUCAAGGGCCCAUUUAUGUCGGAACUGGUUGUGUCUUCAGAAGACAAGCCCUUUAUGGUUAUGACGCUCCGAAGAAGAAGAAAGUUCAGGCAAAGACAUGUAACUGUUUCCCAACUUGGUGUACUAGCUGCUGUUCUGGACUUAGAAAGAAGAUUAAGAAAACGGGAAAAUCAAAGGAGUCGAAGAAAACGACUAAGAACAAGGAAGGUUCAACACAAAUUCACGCUCUUGAAAAUAUUGAAGGAAUCAAUGACGAGAAAUCAUCACUUGUGCCUGUGAAAUUCCAGAAGAAAUUCGGACAAUCAUCUGUUUUCAUAGCUUCCACACUUUUGGAAGAUGGCGGAGUUCCACCAGGGACAACUUCUGCAGAUCUCUUGAGAGAAGCAAUACACGUAAUCAGUUGUGGUUACGAGGAUAAAACCGAAUGGGGAAAAGAGGUGGGAUGGAUAUACGGGUCAGUUACUGAGGAUAUUUUAACCGGAUUCAAGAUGCAUUGUCACGGUUGGCGGUCAGUUUACUGCAUGCCUAAACGGCCUGCAUUUAAAGGUUCAGCUCCUAUAAAUCUUUCAGAUCGUCUUCAUCAGGUUCUUCGAUGGGCGCUUGGGUCUGUUGAGAUUUUGUUGAGUAGGCAUUGCCCGAUUUGGUACGGGUAUGGAUGCGGGCUGAAAGCGCUCGAGCGAUUUUCGUAUAUCAAUUCAGUUGUGUAUCCUUUGACAUCGAUUCCGUUGCUAGUUUAUUGUACCUUACCGGCUAUCUGUCUCCUCACUGGAAAGUUCAUCGUUCCUGAGAUUAGCAACUAUGCAAGUAUUCUGUUCAUGGCGCUUUUCAUAUCGAUUGCUGUAACAAGUAUAUUGGAGAUGCGAUGGGGAGGUGUCGGAAUCGACGACUGGUGGAGAAACGAGCAGUUCUGGGUUAUUGGUGGUGUCUCUUCUCACCUUUUCGCACUCUUCCAAGGUCUACUAAAAGUUUUAGCCGGAGUGAACACCAAUUUCACUGUCACAACAAAAGCAGGAGACGACGGUCAGUUCUCAGAACUCUACAUCUUUAAAUGGACCUCUCUUUUGAUUCCACCAAUGACUCUACUGGUCAUAAACAUUAUCGGUGUCAUCGUCGGCGUCUCUGACGCGAUAAACAAUGGGUAUGAAUCGUGGGGACCUCUUUUCGGUAGGCUGUUCUUCGCUUUGUGGGUGAUAGUUCAUUUAUACCCCUUCUUGAAAGGGUGGAUGGGGAAACAGGACCGGCUUCCUACUAUAAUUGUGGUUUGGUCGAUUCUAUUGGCGUCAAUUUUAACGUUGUUGUGGGUUAGGAUUAACCCGUUUGUGUCUAGAGAUGGUCUUGUUCUUGAAGUUUGCGGGUUGAACUGUGACUGAUCGACUUGAAGGAAAAGGUUAAAGAGAAAGGAAGGGAAGGGAAGGGAAGGGAAUUAUGUAGAACACGAUUCAUCAUCAUCAUUGUCGUCAGAUUAAGUGUAUACGGGUUGAUAAGGGCGAUCAUGAAGCUGAAAUGUUGUAAGAUAGCAAGGAGAUUGAUGGAGAUCGUCGAUGAGAAGGAAGUAAAACAUUCUUAUUUGUUCUGCAAUUUUUAUUUAUUAUUUUUGUUUCUGCCAUUGAUUCAUUUGAUUCCCUGAAAAAAAAAGAACUAUAGUCAAUAAGGGAUUAUAUAGUAUUUAUAUAAAGGUUGUGUUGUUCAUUGUUUAUUUGCCCCCCUUCAAUACUGGGAUUUAUAAGAUUUUGUUUGUAACUUUGAACUUGGUGAUGAUGGUGAUGUUCAUCUGUGGAUUCUUCUUUCAAUAAGAAAUGAUGAAUUGGGUUUUGUUA
Messenger RNA from Impatiens glandulifera, 3858 nucleotides. Its product is annotated as cellulose synthase A catalytic subunit 2 [UDP-forming]-like. The transcript is spliced from 14 exons. The record is from RefSeq and is a predicted model, not a curated record. The coding region runs from base 184 to 3411 and encodes 1075 amino acids. NCBI's taxonomy places the organism in Eukaryota, Viridiplantae, Streptophyta, Magnoliopsida, Ericales, Balsaminaceae. Gene Ontology annotation, molecular function: cellulose synthase (UDP-forming) activity. Gene Ontology annotation, biological process: cellulose biosynthetic process; plant-type primary cell wall biogenesis. Gene Ontology annotation, cellular component: plasma membrane; trans-Golgi network.